Molecule: messenger RNA, 2081 nt
Organism: Aegilops tauschii subsp. strangulata
Lineage: Eukaryota; Viridiplantae; Streptophyta; Magnoliopsida; Poales; Poaceae
Product: cytochrome P450 78A9
Molecular function (GO): monooxygenase activity; heme binding; oxidoreductase activity, acting on paired donors, with incorporation or reduction of molecular oxygen
Source: RefSeq, a predicted model, not a curated record
AACUCAAACUGCACUUGACUUUCCAGCUCAAUCCGUCCUUUCAUUUGGCCUCCUAGUGUUUCGGCCUCAGCGCGAGAACGAGGGAAAAGUACGUGCACGUACGUUGACAUGGCUCCAUCCGAGGAGUGCGGCUGGCUGCUGUACGUUUCCCUCGCCGCCAAAUGCUGCGCCAACGGCGACGGCGAGCCUUACCGAGUGGUAGGCUUUGUUGCCGUUCUCCUCGCCGCCUUCGUCGUCACGUCGCUCCUGCGCUGGGCGUCUCAGGGUGGUGCGGCGUGGGGGAGGUAUUGGUGGACGAGGAAGGGUCUGGGCAUUGGCGAGGCCCGUAUCCCGGGGCCACGGGGCUUCCCCGUGAUCGGCAGCAUGGGCCUCAUGACCGGCCUCGCGCACCGGAAGCUCGCGGCGGCGGCGGCGGGAAACGUCAGGCGCCGGCGGCUCAUGGCGUUCUCCAUGGGGGAGACCCGGGUGGUGGUGACCGCCGACCCUGACGUGGCGAGAGAGCUGCUGGCUAGCCCGGCGUUCGCCGACCGGCCGGUCAAGGAGUCCGCCUACGGGCUUAUGUUCCAUCGCGCCAUCGGGUUCGCCCCCUACGGCGCCUACUGGCGCACGCUCCGCCGCGUGUCGUCCUCGCACCUCUUCUCGCCGCGGCAGGUGGCCGCCUCCGCCGCGCAGCGCGCAGUGAUCGCACGCCAGAUGGUGGAUGCCAUGAGGCCCGUCGGCGGCGCUGGCGUCAAGCACGUCGAGGCGCGGCGGUUCCUGAAACGCGCGUCGCUGCACAACGUGAUGUGGUCCGUUUUCGGCCGGAGGUACGAGCUGGACGAGGCCGGGAGCGGGGAGGCCGCGGAGCUCAAGAGUCUGGUCGACGAAGGCUACGACCUGCUCGGCCAGCUCAAUUGGUCCGACCACCUCCCGUGGCUCGCACGCUUCGACCCGCAGAAGAUCCGGUCCAGGUGCUCCGCCCUGGUCCCCCGCGUGAACUGCUUCGUCGGCAGGAUCAUCGACGAGCACCGUGCCGCCCGGAACGACGACGCCGACGCCGUGGUAGACUUCACCGACGUCCUGCUGUCCCUCCAAGGCAGCGACAAGCUCUCCGACGCCGACAUGAUCGCCGUCCUCUGGGAGAUGAUCUUUCGUGGCACCGACACCGUGGCAGUGGUGAUCGAAUGGGUGCUGGCCCGGCUGGUGCUGCACCAGGACGUGCAGGCGAGGGUCCACGAGGAGCUGGACCGGGUGGUCGGGCCGAACCGGGCCGUGACCGAGUCGGACGCCGCCUCGCUCGUCUUUCUCCAGGCCGUGGUCAAGGAGGUCCUGCGCCUUCACCCACCAGGCCCACUGCUGUCGUGGGCGCGGCUUGCCACGUCAGACGUCCACGUAGAUGGGUUACUUGUCCCCGCGGGGACCACUGUCAUGGUCAACAUGUGGGCCAUAACCCACGACCCAGUCGUGUGGGACAAGCCGGCGGAGUUCAAGCCAGAACGGUUCCUCGCCGGGCCAUCGUCGGACCACGCCGCCGCCGGCGCUGAGUUCUCUUUAACGGGUUCCGAUCUCAGGCUCGCGCCGUUCGGGUCGGGCAGGCGGAGCUGCCCCGGCAAGUCGCUCGCGAUCGCCACCGUCGGAUUCUGGGUUGCCACGCUGCUGCACGAGUUCGAGUGGACGCCGCCGUCGUCCGACGGGCCAGGUGGCGUGGACUUGUCUGAGGUGCUGGGGCUGUCGUGUGAGAUGGCAGCUCCGCUGGAGGCAAGGCUGAGGCCGAGGCGUGCUGUGUGAUGACGUGGCUGGGCCAUGCGGGCAGGGUAGACGUUGGCCUCUUCUUCUUUACUACUAUCAGUGCGUGUAGUGUAGUGGUAAUGUAGUGUCCCGCUUUGGAAAUGUACCUGCUACUACAAUAGGUCCGGCCCUGGUACGUGUACUGCUGUCCUUUACUGUUCUUAGCAGGGUAGAUGUUUAAUUGCGUAGUUAUGAGCUACUAUCAGGAAGUGAGUGUGACAGUUUUCUUGUGCUUCCGGUUUGCUGCCUAGAGAUGUACUACUACAAGUUCCUAUGUAAAAAUAUUUAUUUUAAUGCAAGUAUCAGUUGUGUUA